AGUGCCGAAUCGCGCGGACGCGUCGCACUCGCCCCGCUAAGCCAAAACGAGACACAAAUACGUGACCGAUAACGCUAGAGAAGGACAACACACCCGUUUUCAACAGGUCGCCAGUAAGGAAGAAUUAUGUGCUACUUCAGCAUAAUAGUGAUAAUAUUUGACUGUCGCGGCCUGUGAACCGUUCGAAAUGGUGGUAGCUGCGCAAUUGCUACUUGUACUUUCCUGUGGACUGGUUUCAGUGGCAAGUAUGGAAGCCGUAUGGGUGGAGCUGAGAGCGCCGCGUUUCGUCGUUCAUGGCCACAGCGCUGUGCUUCGCUGCGACCAUAAUGUCGACCCGGAAACUUUAUACAAGGUGGUGUUUUUUAAGAGUGGGCAACGGAUCAUGCAGCAUGUUCAAGGCAGAGAUCCGCCAUUUGAGCUAUACAACUUUACAGGCGCCGACAUAAACUUGCCCAAAAUGACUCCGACCUCAAUAACAUUGGAAAGGAUGGAUUUCGCGGCGUCCGGACCCUAUGCCUGCGAAAUAGCUCUGGAAAUACCACUGUACUCGAAAGCGUCCAAAAUACACGAAAUUAGCGUUAUUGUUCGACAGAAAUUCCGUCCAAGAAUAAAGAUAAAGCAUAAAAAGCUGUCAUCUAACGAGGACCUGGAAGCUUCGUGCCAGAGCGCCCCCGCACACCCCGCCCCACAUCUCACCUGGCUCAUCAAUAAUGUUAAGGUGGAUGAAAGGAUGACAAUACCCCAUGGCACGGUGAACGUCCACCGUCUCCACCACGGCCAGCCGCUGUCGCUCACAAACUCGUCGCUGCGUUUCCCCCUGUCGAGCCUGCAGCUCUCUCCGAACCAGACAGUCUACAUCACCUGCCUGAGCACAAUACCCAGCUAUGCAAGCUUAACUGAGGGCUUCGCUGAUGUCCAGAACCAUACAGUCCCUGUGAGCGUGGUUCGUAUGGUACCGGUUCCAACGCAGCUCCCAGUAAAAGUUAUAAGUGUCGAUCAAAAUCGAUCUAGCUAUUUAGUUAUAAACUAUAAUAGUUUUUCUAUAUUAGUCGUUGUUACAAUUUUGAAUUUGAUAGAAAAAUUAAAAAUGUAA
Molecule: messenger RNA, 1093 nt
Organism: Maniola jurtina (meadow brown)
Lineage: Eukaryota; Metazoa; Arthropoda; Insecta; Lepidoptera; Nymphalidae
Exons: 8
Coding region: 188-1093 (301 amino acids)
Source: RefSeq, a predicted model, not a curated record